Messenger RNA from Lucilia sericata (common green bottle fly), 729 nucleotides. RefSeq names its product bursicon (gene Burs). Gene Ontology annotation, biological process: animal organ morphogenesis. NCBI's taxonomy places the organism in Eukaryota, Metazoa, Arthropoda, Insecta, Diptera, Calliphoridae. The coding region runs from base 147 to 671 and encodes 174 amino acids. The transcript has 3 exons. Gene Ontology annotation, molecular function: BMP binding; receptor ligand activity. The record is from RefSeq and is a predicted model, not a curated record.
UUCGUCUCAGAUUGUUAGCUGGAAAAGUCAAGUUGUGGUGUGUGUGAGAAUUUAAAAAAAAAAUACAAACAAAAAACAUUGUUAUUUAGUUUGAGGACUAAAUAAAAAUAGAAAAUAAAAAACCGGACCAGCAGAAGUAAAACAACAUGUUAACAGCUUUUGGUUUAGAUGCUUUUGGAAGAUUUUUUAUUUGUUUCUGCUGCUCCUUGUUUGUGCUCAUCCUACAAAAUCAUGUUAUAAAAGUCUCGGGAGACAAUGCUGUAGUGACAACAGAUAAUGAUAUUUCCCAUAUUGGUGAUGAUUGUCAAGUAACGCCUGUUAUACAUGUUUUACAAUAUCCGGGUUGUGUACCCAAACCUAUACCCUCUUUUGCUUGUGUAGGACGUUGUGCUAGUUAUAUACAGGUAUCCGGCAGUAAAAUUUGGCAAAUGGAACGUUCUUGCAUGUGUUGUCAGGAAUCUGGUGAACGUGAAGCUGCUGUUUCUUUAUUCUGUCCCAAGGCCAAACAUGGUGAACGUAAAUUUAAAAAGGUCUUAACAAAGGCUCCCUUAGAGUGCAUGUGCCGUCCCUGCACCUCUAUUGAAGAGUCGGGUAUUGUACCACAGGAAAUUGCUGGCUAUUCUGAUGAGGGUCCCUUAAAUAAUCAUUUCCGUCGCAUUGCUUUGCAGUGAACAUUUUAUAACUGAUGACACUUUUCGUUCUCCUAAAAAAUGCCUUAAUUAAAACUAU